GUUGCUGAAAAAGUCUUGUCGCUGCCGUUACAGAAAGUCAGAUAACCACAGCGCCGUCAACUUAGUCAGCUCUUCGCAAGAGACAGGUUAAACCCAAAGCGAGCAAGUUCCCACAAAUAGCUGUAAUUAGCUAAAUCCACCCACCCGAAGAAUAUGGAUGACGACGUAUUGACUACUUUGAAACUAUUGAUUAUCGGCGAGAGUGGAGUUGGGAAGUCGAGUCUGCUGUUGAGGUUCACAGAAGACACAUUUGAUCCUGACCAAGCAGCCACUAUAGGUGUGGAUUUCAAAGUCAAGACCAUUGCAGUGGAUGGGAACAGAGCUAAGCUGGCUAUCUGGGACACGGCUGGACAGGAGAGAUUCAGGACCCUCACACCCAGCUACUACAGAGGGGCGCAGGGGGUCAUACUGGUGUAUGACGUGACUAAGCGGGACACCUUCACCAGGCUAGAGAACUGGCUGAACGAGCUGGAGACCUACUGCACACGCAACGAUCUGGUCAAGAUGCUGGUGGGCAACAAGAUCGACAUGGACAACCGGGAGGUAGACAGGAAUGAAGGCCUGAAAUUUGCCAGGAAACACUCCAUGUUGUUCAUAGAGGCCAGUGCUAAGACCAAGGACGGCGUGCAGUGUGCCUUCGAGGAGCUGGUGGAGAAGAUCCUCCAGACUCCAGGGCUGUGGCAGAGCGACACCCAGGGACAGGGCGUCCGGCUGGGGGACACACAGCAGCAGGCGGGGGGUGGCUGUGGAGGGUACUGCGCCAUACCCUAACUGGGGGGAAGGAACACUCGGAACUGGACUGGGCUGGGAACCGCAAAUGAGGAUGGAGGAGAGGAGGGAGGGAGGAGGAUAGACUGGUGAUGGGGCCUGAUGUCCUUCGGGGCGUGGCACUGAGGGACUCACUUCCUGUCAGUUGACGUGUCACAUGACAGCAUCACAUUUGACCCCCCCCCCCCCCCACACCUCCUGUCUUUGAAACUUGAUUGUUUUAAAAUGACAUUUUUCUUUUGGUGUGUACUGUAAUGGUAUCAUGUUCGAAAUUCUGCCGCUCACCUGUCUGAUAGCUUCCUCAUGUCCUCUUAACUAUUAACCAAGCCCUGGUCUGGGGAACAGCGCCACCUGGUGACAGCUGGGCCCCUCACCACGUUGGACAGACUCUGGAGGUACAUAGAUAGAAAAACACUAAAACUCAUAUCCGAUCAUGUCCGUUUGAGGGGUGGCUCCACAGAGCACGUAUGGGGAACAGCAGACCCAGGCAGGCUUAACAUGGGGCUUGGGGGAGGGAGGGGGGAUAGUUUUGCCUUAACUACGACUGUAGCGAUGGUUACCGUGGCGCCUGACAGUUGAUGGGAUGAAAAUUGAUAAAAGCAGGUCAGAGGUCACCGGACACUUUUAUCAGUCUUGAAGAGACAGGCGAGAUGGACGUGGGCUCCAGCACUGUGAAGGCAGGCACCCUGUCAGGUCAUGUGAUGUCGUGUCAGGUCAUGUGAUGUCGUGUCAGGACAUGUGAUGUCAUGUCAGGACAUGUGAUGUCAUGUCAGGACAUGUGAUGUCAUGUCAGGACAUGUGAUGUCCUGUGAUGUUCUAUAUGUCUGCCUGCAGGAACUUGUGCCUAUCAACCAACAUCACCACGGCAACCUGGCUUGUCAAUAACCACAUCUUUUUAAUAUUUUCGGUUCUUCUUAGUUUUCUUUGGUUAUGUUGUUUUUUCUGUCUGUUUAUACCACUGUUUUCUGUAGGCCUGUAAGUCACAUGCAUACUGGACGCAACCUGCGUCACACACACUCACGUGCAGUCCCCUGUCCAGACCCUUUACCCCGCUACAUUCUAGUUCCAGAGACGUGUCUGCUGCAUGUUUUCUGUCGGUGUUACAUGAGUUAUGUCAAGAUGACCCAGAGCUCCUAAUGAGUGUUUUGUGUUGCAGGAACUUUUAAAGUACAUCUUUGUCUUCCUGGA
Molecule: messenger RNA, 1956 nt
Organism: Hypomesus transpacificus
Lineage: Eukaryota; Metazoa; Chordata; Actinopteri; Osmeriformes; Osmeridae
Product: ras-related protein Rab-18-B
Exons: 7
Coding region: 154-771 (205 amino acids)
Molecular function (GO): GTPase activity; GTP binding
Source: RefSeq, a predicted model, not a curated record